AUGGUUCGUCGUUCGAUUGCGGUUUGUCUGCUGUACGCGCUGGCCGUGAUUGGCUCGGCACUGUCCAGCCCAGCCGGGAACCGCAUCGUCGGUGGACAAUUGGCGGAAGACGCCCAAAUGCCGUACCAGAUUGCGCUCUUUUACGAGGACAAAUUCCGUUGCGGUGGCUCGAUUAUUGGAGCUCGCCACGUCCUUACGGCGGCCCAUUGCGUGCUGGACGGCGAUAAGGUUCUCGAUGCCGCACGAUUUUCCGUCCAUGCCGGAUCGGUGGACCUGAACGCCGGAGGUCGUCGUUACGAGGUGGAAGAAGUGAUCCCACACGAGCAGUACGGAUUCUUCCAGCAUGACAUUGCCCUGCUGCAGAUGAGAGGGCGGUUUCGCUUUGACGAGCACAUCCGUCCGAUCGAGCUGAUGAACAAGGAGCUUCCGGUUGGCAGUCCGGUGGUGAUUUCUGGUUACGGACGUGUUGCUGACGACAAACCGAGCUCUCCGGUGUUGCUGUACACCACGAUGUUCGUGGUGGAAGACACGGUGUGCAGUGACAUAGCUGCCAACCUGAUCUGCAUCGAUAGGCCGGGUAACUAUGGGGCCUGUAAUGGGGAUUCGGGAGGACCCGCUGUUCACGCCGGCAAGUUGGUGGGAGUUGCCAACUUCAUUAUCGACCGCUGUGGUGGAGACCAUCCGGAUGGUUACGCGAAAGUGUCCUUCUACCUGGAUUGGAUUCGAAAGAUCCAACAGUCGCAUCCGUAA
Messenger RNA from Anopheles nili, 750 nucleotides. RefSeq names its product serine protease SP24D-like. The transcript has 2 exons. The coding region runs from base 1 to 750 and encodes 249 amino acids. Gene Ontology annotation, biological process: proteolysis. The record is from RefSeq and is a predicted model, not a curated record. Lineage: Eukaryota; Metazoa; Arthropoda; Insecta; Diptera; Culicidae. Gene Ontology annotation, molecular function: serine-type endopeptidase activity.